Molecule: messenger RNA, 1239 nt
Organism: Mus pahari (shrew mouse)
Lineage: Eukaryota; Metazoa; Chordata; Mammalia; Rodentia; Muridae
Gene: Ptpn18
Product: protein tyrosine phosphatase non-receptor type 18
Exons: 13
Coding region: 79-1239 (386 amino acids)
Biological process (GO): peptidyl-tyrosine dephosphorylation
Cellular component (GO): nucleus; cytoplasm
Molecular function (GO): non-membrane spanning protein tyrosine phosphatase activity
Source: RefSeq, a predicted model, not a curated record
AUGGAGGCCCCGCCUCGCAGUGUCUAGACUCUCUGAGUCGGAGCGCUCCUUGUGGAGACCUCUCGAGCGGGUCACAGCAUGAGUCGCCACUCGGACUUGGUGAGGAACUUCUUGGAGCAGCUGGAGGCCCGGGACCACCGGGAGGGGGCAAUCCUCGCUCGUGAGUUCAGCGACAUUAAGGCCCGCUCAGUGGCCUGGAAGUCUGAAGGUGUGUGUUCCACUAAAGCCGGCAGUCAGCUUGGGAACACGAGCAAGAACCGCUACAAAGACGUGGUAGCAUAUGAUGAGACAAGAGUCAUCCUUUCCCUGCUCCAAGAGGAGGGACAUGGAGAUUACAUCAAUGCCAACUUCAUCCGGGGCACAGAUGGAAGCCAGGCCUACAUUGCGACGCAAGGACCCCUGCCUCACACUCUGUUGGACUUCUGGCGCCUGGUUUGGGAGUUUGGGGUCAAGGUGAUUCUGAUGGCCUGUCAAGAGACAGAAAACGGACGGAGGAAGUGUGAACGCUACUGGGCCCGGGAACAGGAGCCUCUACAGGCUGGGCCUUUCUGCAUCACCCUGACAAAGGAGACAGCACUGAAUGCAGACAUCACUCUCAGGACCCUCCAGGUUACAUUCCAGAAGGAAUCCCGCUCUGUGCACCAGCUACAGUAUAUGUCCUGGCCAGACCACGGGGUUCCCAGCAGUUCCGAUCACAUUCUCACCAUGGUGGAGGAGGCCCGCUGCCUCCAAGGACUUGGACCUGGACCCCUCUGUGUCCACUGCAGUGCGGGCUGCGGACGGACAGGUGUCCUGUGCGCUGUUGAUUACGUGAGGCAGUUGCUGCUGACCCAGACAAUCCCUCCCAACUUCAGCGUCUUCCAAGUGGUCCUGGAGAUGCGGAAACAGCGGCCUGCGGCAGUGCAGACAGAGGAGCAGUACAGGUUCCUGUACCACACAGUGGCUCAGCUAUUCUCCCGCACUCUCCAGAACACCAGCCCCCACUACCAGAACCUCAAGGAGAACUGUGCUCCAAUCUGCAAGGAAGCCUUCUCCCAUAGGACCUCCUCAGCCCUGCCUGCCACAUCCCGGCCACCAGGAGGGGUUCUCAGGUACUGGGCUCACUCUGUCCCUGGAACAUCAACCUCUACAGUCUGGGUUAGCUUUUCCCUUGGUCUUCCAGAAGAUUUCCAGCUCACUAUUGUUAUCCAGUCACGCUACUGUGCAAUAGCUCACGAGAAUUUCUACCUAAAUUUCUAA